AUGGCUCUGAAAGGAUCCUACCCCGUGCUCCUGCUGUCCCUUGUCCUGCUGGGGGCUCGGCUGGCUCUGGCCAGCGGGCAGCAGUCGACUUCGACAAAUGACCAAUUCCUGAGGUGGCACUGGGAUAACCCGAAGACUCAAGCCACCAACAACACCGCUUACUGCCGCCUGCUGACACAUUGCCGGGGGAUAUCCAGGAGGAACAACACCUUCAUCCAUGACAGCAUCACAGCCAUCAACAGCAUCUGCACUGGGAAGCGUGAUGGGCCCGUGACAAGCCCACGUACCUUCAAAAUCACAGUCUGCAAAUUUAACCUGAAGACAGGCACUGCCACAGGGACACCCUUAUUCCACCGAAUUGUCGUCAUCUGUAAGAAAAAGCUCCCUGUGCACUUUGUGAAGAGCGUUAGGCCCACGAUCUGGGCGUAG
Molecule: messenger RNA, 429 nt
Organism: Terrapene triunguis (Three-toed box turtle)
Lineage: Eukaryota; Metazoa; Chordata; Testudines; Emydidae
Product: ribonuclease homolog
Exons: 1
Coding region: 1-429 (142 amino acids)
Molecular function (GO): nucleic acid binding
Source: RefSeq, a predicted model, not a curated record